AUGGCAAGACCCCAAGCCCUUCAGUGCCUGGUUCUUUGCCUGCUUAUUUUUGCCACGCUGAGCUACGGUUCUGUGAACUUCCCUCAGUGUUUUUCCGAAAUCCGCAACGGAGACCACGGCUUGGAUGGUCUCACCGACAACAACGGCAACCCCACAACAGACCUGACUCGCGGCACUGCUGUCACAUACAAGAGAUGCGUCGAAGUCUGCGGAGGAGGCGGUGGCGCUUUUUCGUGGUCCUCGUUCUCACAACAGUUCUCCGCGUGGCUCCUUCCAUGGCUCGCUUUGCUUUCCCAAUUUCCAUUUGGCUGCCGCGAAAGAUGGGACAACUUUAUGUCCAUCUUUCUCGCUCUCGGUAGUCCGUGUCUCGCGGCGUAUUCGCUGGCCCUCACUAUCCUCAAUGUCAAGUGGGUCGUCCAUCGAUUCCACAAUGUCAGAUACCCGAACAAGGACUGGGCCAUCGUCAUCCUUUCGAACCUGCAGCACAUGCCGCUCAAAGUAACGAGAAGCUUUACAGCCGCGAUUAACCAGCAAGACGUUGAAUACCCGUUGUUGGCCUCCCUCAUUGUUCUUCCUGACAACGAUGCAUGGUGGGAGAAGCUUGAGAGGGACCUCAACUACGCAGACCCUCAUACCUGGUCGAUUGCGAGCGUAAGUUCGAUUGCAUGGGUCAUUGUCGCGUACACUCUGACUGUUGUCGAUGCAUUCACAACUGUCUCGAGUGACCCCAACGAAAAUGGGCAGGGACUCUCUGGCGUUGGGAGUAUCUGGCUAUGGAUGAUCCCCGUCACUAUUGGCUACCUUCAAUUGUCUCCUCGCUGCGACGCCAACCGUGUAGAAGAAGUUCUGACCGAAGCCAAUCGAAAUUCGUUUGUCGCGGGCUCCUAUGGCAGCAUGGAUGUGCCUUCGGGAGAACGGGCUAUCACAAUCCAACGGCACACCCAACACCAAGCGCUGCAUGCGGAUCAAGUUGCGACCGCCCCGAUUUACAACUAUGCUCGUUUUCUUUCCUUCGUCCACGCUGUGGAGGGAUUCGCAUGUGCUUUUGAUGCUGCCACCGACAAGGCCCACAAUCGGAUCCCGGUUUCGGGUGGCCCGCCGGCCUGGAGACCGGGCGAUGGAAAGACGGUCCACGCUGACAACCGACGUGGAAAUAACGACCAGAUCGAAGAAUACUGCUCGCCUCUCCCAAACCGCUCGCAUUGGGGAUCCGGAGUGUUCACUCGGUUCUUUGUUGCCGCGUUGGCUGGGCUGGUGCUUCAGUGGGGCACAAGCGGCGGCUCCAUUGUCAUCGUCUACUACACCCCCACGGUCGGCUUUGGCUGCCGCUCAACGGCCUACCUCGUCUAUGCCGGUUUCGCCACACUCAUCUGGAUCACCCUCGUUGUCAGCAGCUUCCUCGCCCACUACGCUAUGUCCUAUCGCUUCACCAAUUCACCCACCCAGCCUCUGCCGCAAACAAUCGCAGAGCAGCUCUCCAUCUUCCUCCGGCGCGUGGCGAAGGUGGGCGCGAUGCUCAAUGCAGUGUGGAUUCUGGUGGCCUUUCUCCUCCAGUUCAGCAACUUUUACGACCGCUGCUACUGCAAUUCGGAUGUGAUCGGGCUGGGCAAACGGGCGCAUAAUGUCAUGGUCCUACUGGCGCCGGACAUUUCUAAUAUGAAGGCGGCCUGGGUGGGCGGCAUUGCCCUGGCUGUGGUCGUAACGGUGGCUUGGUGGAUCUUUAUCACGUUGAUGUCGAACCCACCACCGCGUCCUUAUCAUGUUGCGUGA
Mycena indigotica is the source of this 1770-nucleotide messenger RNA. RefSeq lists its product as uncharacterized. The coding region runs from base 1 to 1770 and encodes 589 amino acids. Lineage: Eukaryota; Fungi; Basidiomycota; Agaricomycetes; Agaricales; Mycenaceae. The transcript is spliced from 6 exons. The record is from RefSeq and is a predicted model, not a curated record.